This is a messenger RNA of Symbiodinium necroappetens, 774 nucleotides long. The record is from the annotation of a GenBank genome assembly. Lineage: Eukaryota; Dinophyceae; Suessiales; Symbiodiniaceae.
AUGUCGCAUGGAGGUGGCCAUGUUCGACACAGUAGACUUUGGAUGGUAGCCUGGUUCCUGGGCGCUUGGUGGCAAGAAGCUGAGCGAGAGACCUUUGCUGGCAUCCUGCAGAAGCGGAGACACUUCAGCCUCAGAGCCAGGGACUUUGAGUCCGAGCUGUCUGUGCAGGAUAUGUUGAACAUGCAUAGAAAGCGGAAUGCUGACAGAGUUCCUCAGACGGAAGGCCAGCCAGAGGCAACCGCCGUUCUGACGCCUGAGGUGUUGGCAGCAAAACCGAGCUGGCUCCAGUUGAAACCAGCGGCAGAACUCCCAUGUGUCUUCACACCUCGCGAGGAAGGUGUCAGGAAGCUCGGAGAGCCAAUUGAAUUGAAGUUCUGGCAACAUGCAUAUGUUCGACUUUGGCAACAUGCACGUCUUCACACUGGCGGGGCUGUGGCUGUCCGCUACAGCCGCGGCUCCCUUGCACGAAGCCCCCAUGCUUUUGCACUGUGGCCUUCAGCACCAAGGGAGCGCAGUAUGCAAGGGCUGGUUCUGGGUAUGUUCAACCUCACCGUCAAGACGAUCCAUCCUUUUCCAAUCUUGCGAUUAAUGCGUCCUCCGGAAGAGACAGAUGAGGAGGUUGAGGCUCACGAGCCGGCCGAGCUGAACGCCUUCCUUCGAAGCUUGGGGGAUCCGGCCAAGCAGGGAGCUGCCAUCAGGGACAUGACCACUGCAGACCGACGAGCUUUGCUUCGCUGGCUAGCUGGCGGCGCAGCAGGGGCCGUGAUGCUUUGA